Molecule: messenger RNA, 435 nt
Organism: Haliotis rufescens (red abalone)
Lineage: Eukaryota; Metazoa; Mollusca; Gastropoda; Lepetellida; Haliotidae
Exons: 1
Coding region: 1-435 (144 amino acids)
Source: RefSeq, a predicted model, not a curated record
AUGGAGGAACGGAGUGGUAUGGAACGGCUGGGUGGGGUACAUGAAGGAACGGAGUGGUAUGGAACGGCUGGGUCGGGUACAUGGAGGAACGGAGUGGUAUGGAGCGGCUGGGUGGGGUACAUGAAGGAACGGAGUGGUAUGGAGCGGCUGGGUGGGGUACAUGGAGGAACGGAGUGGUAUGGAACGGCUGGGUGGGGUACAUGGAGGAACGGAGUGGUAUGGAGCGGCAGGGUCGGGUACAUGGAGGAACGGAGUGGUAUGGAGCGGCUGGGUGGGGUACAUGAAGGAACGGAGUGGUAUGGAGCGGCUGGGUCGGGUACAUGGAGGAACGGAGUGGUAUGGAACGGCUGGGUGGGGUACAUGAAGGAACGGAGUGGUAUGGAGCGGCUGGGUCGGGUACAUGGAGGAACGGAGUGGUAUGGAGCGGCUGGGUAG